AUGUCUGAAAUUCGAAAUUCAAAGUUGAAUUCACGAAACUCUUUUGAACAUUCUUUUACAAAAGAAAAUAUGUCUCGUAAAAAGCAAAAAUUAUCAACUCAUGCUGAUGAUGAACAAGAUCAAAGUCUUAUAACAAUGGUUAAACAAUACAUAUUAGAAUCUAAAAUUUCAUCAUCUAAUAAUACACCUUUUAAAGAUAUAUCAUCUACUUACAGAAUCAAAAAUGAUCCAAAUCAAAUUAUGAAAAGAAAGUUUAUUUAUUCAGAUGAUGAAGAUAGUAGUUCGGACGAAAAGCACGGAUCUAUUUUUAAUAAUGUUAAUAAUGUUGAAAAAGAUCCAACAACUAUUAAUGACGAUGAUAGUACUACUGUUGGUGGUGACGAUGAUGAAUCAACGAUCAUUGCUAAUGAAGAAUCCAUCAUUGAUAGUAAAGUAAGCAUCGAUAGUGAAAUAACCAUUUAUAAGAACGAAAUGAUCAUUGAUAAAAAUGAAACGAUCAUUGAUAAAAAUGAACCAAUCAUUUAUAAGACAGAAACAACCAUUGAUAGAAUAGAAACAAUUGAUAAGAAAGAAACAACUAUUAAUAAGACAAUCAUUGAUAAGAAAAAAGUUAUCAUUGAUAAGAAUGACAGGAAUGUACCUGUUGCAGAAGAAUUGCCGAAAGAUGAGAAUCGAAGAUUGAUAUUGGAAUAUGAAUCAGAAUGGGAAAAGUACAAGAUUACAAAAAGAGAAUCAGAUCAAGAAGUUAUGACCUUGGCAUCAUCUGGAAAUUAUCAGAAUAACCGAAUAACCGAGGUUCGGUUGAAUCAUUCUGCUGCAUUCUCAAAUAUAUAA
Messenger RNA from Dentiscutata heterogama, 834 nucleotides. Lineage: Eukaryota; Fungi; Glomeromycota; Glomeromycetes; Diversisporales; Gigasporaceae. The record is from the annotation of a GenBank genome assembly.